Molecule: messenger RNA, 1353 nt
Organism: Humulus lupulus (European hop)
Lineage: Eukaryota; Viridiplantae; Streptophyta; Magnoliopsida; Rosales; Cannabaceae
Exons: 1
Coding region: 1-1353 (450 amino acids)
Source: RefSeq, a predicted model, not a curated record
AUGCCACCAAAAGGCAAUGGAGUUUCGGGUCCAAUCGCACAGAGCGUCCCUCCGGCGGACGUGGGCGACCAGAUCGACAGGAUGUGUCGCCUGCUGGAAGCGAGCCAGCAGCGGUCCGACGAAGCAAUCAAGACAUUGACCGAAGCUCAGGCUAGGCUCGAAGCUGAGAUUGCUGAGCUGCACAGAUCCGCUGACACCACACGCAAUACCCAAGCCAACAACAAUCUCGACUCUGGUAGACCCGAAGUUCCAAUCGACCGGGUCAGUUCCCCUCAGCAAAACACGAACCUCGGUAGUGAAAGAUCCCAAGGUCUCCUGCCACCCUCCGGGGCCGAAGAACGACGAGCCCCACUCUCUGACACACAUAUGCAGACAGAAGCAGACCCCAUCGGAUCCGCUCAGCCAACAACCGAAGUCUGGCUUAAACAAACCACACGUCAAGCCAUGCACGAUACACCAACUGAAGAAUGUGCUCCCUCGAUCCGGUUCUUAGACAGUUGGAAAGAAGAUAUGAUGAGAGAGAUGAUGCAGAAGUUCUCAGACGGGCAAUCCGUUUACGCCACCGAGCAUUUUGAUCUAGUGUCAAGAACCACUGAGAAAUCUCCUUUCUCAGAGUGGAUUCAGAAUGAGCCUAAGCCCCGGGACUUCAUCAUCCCUUCCCUGCCUGCAUUUAAUGGAAAGGGAGAUCUGCUAAACCAUUUAUUCCAAUUUCAACAGAAAAUGGCAUUAGAAGCUAACAACGAAGCUAUUCAAUGCAAGGUCUUUUCAACGACUUUUUCCGGGCCAGCUUUGUUGUGGUUCCGACAGUUAAAGCCCGGAUCCCUCAACAGUUUUAGUGACCUCCGACGGACCUUUUUACAACAAUAUAGUGCGACCCGAGAGGCACCAAGAACAAUGGCUGACCUCUAUCGGAUUGAGCAAGGGGAAAACGAACAUCCGAAAUCAUAUUUGCAGCGUUUCAUUGACCUCGUACAUCAAAUCCACGACGUCGAUCCAAUUACCGCAGCCAAUCUCUUCGUCAAAAGCUUGCAGGUGGGAUCUCUUUUACAUGAGAAUCUCACCAUGACGCCACCCUACAACAUGGCAAAAGUGCAAACCCGAGUCGAGGGCGUCUUUAGGGUCUUGGAAUUUCGAGAACGUGCGCAGAAGAAGUCUGCACUCAUCUCUACUCCACCAACAAAUAACCCUCCGCCACCUGCUAGAGAUGACAAGAGGAAGCGGAACCAAACAGAUCACGCGAAGGAAGGAAAAAGGCCAAGACAGGACCGACAAUCACCACGAUACCCUUCCUUCGAAUACACCGUCCCGCAAGAAGUCAUUUAUGAAGAAAAUAAAGAAAGACCUAUCUGGUGA